CUAGUGCAGUUUCACUUGUUCAUACUUCGCUGCCAGGUACUGCAGUCUAUGUCGGAUAUCCUGGAGCGCAACCCCCGAACGGAUGAGGUCAAGUCGGAUAUACAAACCAACUAUCGUAAGAUCUGCCGCUUUGCCUCCAAAGCCGAAAAGCUCACAGAAGGAUUUGACGACACUACUUUGCAAGCACGCAGUGAGUACUGGGCUGGACGUGGUUGCGGCGGCUUGGGACACUGGCUGUCUGCCAAGAUGCAUUUUGGGAAUGCAAUCAAACUCGACACACCAAAUAAUGCGAACAAUCACAACAACCUUCAGCAUAGAGGACUACGUCCAAAUGAACGGGCAGAUGUACGUUUUCUGCUGCAGAUUGUCACACAGCGCAACGAUAGAUGCGUUCGCAAGAGAGAGGAAGCCCGUAAGACUCUGAGUGAGCUCGAGUUUGAAGAGGUUGAUUGGGACAAGGAAGAUAUGAAAGAUCAUCGGUGGACACCCUACCGUGAUUGCAUGAAGCGCGCCGCAAAGCAACAGGUAGAGAUAUGUCACAAAACAGGCACACCCAUGAACCAUUUGCUCACCAGCGAUGGCCAACCAGCAAACAUUCUUAAACAAAAGGAGAUAAACAUGGUUCUGGAAAGACUAGCCAAGCGAGAUGGCAAGGCACUCCUCUGCAUGACGCUCAACGCGGAAGAAUGGCGUUACAUUUUCCGCGGCGACGCAGCUAUGGAGAAGGACAACCUUGGUACAAACGACACUGGCAGAGACAAAGCAGACGACCAUCUACCUGAGCAAAUGGCUGAGCAUUCUUUGCCUCCUUCGAUCAACGCCUCUGUACAGCCAUCACUUGAAAUAUCACGUAACCUGUGCGAUGAACUGGAAGAAAUUGAAUACAAAAGUGGCGAGGAA
Messenger RNA from Bipolaris victoriae FI3, 900 nucleotides. RefSeq lists its product as hypothetical. The record is from RefSeq and is a predicted model, not a curated record. NCBI's taxonomy places the organism in Eukaryota, Fungi, Ascomycota, Dothideomycetes, Pleosporales, Pleosporaceae. The transcript has a single exon. The annotation marks the transcript as partial.